This is a messenger RNA of Pseudocercospora fijiensis CIRAD86, 1070 nucleotides long. RefSeq lists its product as uncharacterized. NCBI's taxonomy places the organism in Eukaryota, Fungi, Ascomycota, Dothideomycetes, Mycosphaerellales, Mycosphaerellaceae. Gene Ontology annotation, cellular component: cytoplasm. The record is from RefSeq and is a predicted model, not a curated record. The transcript is spliced from 5 exons. The coding region runs from base 225 to 1049 and encodes 274 amino acids. Gene Ontology annotation, molecular function: oxidoreductase activity, acting on the CH-OH group of donors, NAD or NADP as acceptor.
GAGGCUACAAAUUCUUUGUGUUGCUGAGCUUGCUAAGGGACCGUUCAUGGGUACUGUUGAUCUACGUAGGUGAGGGCAUCGGCUGAAGUCAGCCAUCGCAAACCCGACCCCUCACUUCACAAGAUACAUCAUCCCGAAAGGAUUGAUGAGCAUCACAAUGCAUGUCUUCGAGCUCACAGGCUGCCCUUGCUCCGUUGUUUUGGAGCGUCGAGACUUAAGUUAUCAUGGCAGUCAAAACAGCUUACGUGACUGGCGGCGCCAGCGGGAUCGGCCGAGCAGUGGUCGAGAUGUUAGCAAAGAGAGGUGUCCGUGUUGCGGUCGCAGAUGUCAACCUCCCUGGAGCACAGCAAGUCGUAUCAUCACUCAAGGACGGCUUGGCGGUCGAAUUGGAUGCUGCGAGCUGGGAAUCACAGCUUGCGGCUUUCCAGAAGACACUUGAGGAAUUCGGCAGAAUCGAUUAUGUGUUUGCGAUCGCUGGUAUUGGAGAGAAGAGGUGGCUAGCGAAUGAUCCAAAUUCGACCGAUUUCGUGAAACCUGACCUGACCACUCUCGACAUUGACUUGAAUGGUGUCCUUUACACGGCUGCCUUGGCGAUCCAGCAGAUGAGACGUCAGGAGCCGGACGAGAGGGAGAUUCGCGGAAAAAUCACUGUCGUCGCGUCCGUUUGUGGUUUCUAUUGUGUGCCCACGCUGCCGAUAUACACAGCUGCCAAGCACGGCGUCGUCGGGUUUGUUCGCAGCUACGGCAAGCACUUGCUGACCGAAGCUAUUACGCUGAACGCAAUCUGUCCAGAUGUCGUCCGUACCAACAUUUCAACAGACGCGUUCUACUCGCAGAUGGAAGCGAAAGGUUUGAUUGUCUCGAUGGAAUCGGUGACUCAAGCCUUUGAGCAGUGUCUCGAUGAGAACAUCAGCGGUGAGACACUGGAGAUUGAGCCGAAGAGCGGAGUAUUCCUGCGCAGCGGUCCUGAGCCGUUUGACCAGGAGGCCGAAGAGACUCUGAAGUUGCUACAUCAACGUGGUCUUCAUUUACAGCAGCCAAGUCAGUAGUGCAAGUAAAGCUGCGUUGUG